AUGACGGACUUGCUCCCAAACGUGAUCAAGUUCGAGAUUGAGGAGAGUGACAGAACCUUUCUGCGCUUCCUCUGGCCUCUGGGCAUAUCACGAAACCCGGCAGCGCCCAUCAAAGAGUUCUGGACCAGAGUUCUCGACUUUGGACUCAUCUGCUCUCCGUGGCUACACAUCAAGGGGGUGCGAUAUCAUCUGGAAAGGUGCAAACGUCAAUUCCCAGACAACGCUCCAUUCAUAGAGGAGGUGUCAGAGGAUCUAUAUAUGGAUGACGUUUCGUUCCAAGCGGACUCAUUCCCAGAUGCGGAGAGGAAAAUCGGCUUGCUUUUCAAGAUUUCCGGUCUUGCGAAGUUCCCACUCAGAAAGUGGGCAACGAGCGACGCGAGGAUAGCGGAAAUGAUCCGAACUCUAUCUCCCCUGGAAAGCACAGAGAUCACGACUGAUAAAGCGGAUGCCAAAUUCUUGGGAGUUAAAUGGAUUCAAGGAAAUGAUGAGAUCGGAGUUAGUAUGGACAAAGCCGUAGCGGCACUCGCGGUGGAGUCUCCGACGAAGCGAUCUUUACUAAAGGGUCUCGCAGCGAUCUUCGACCCCCUGGGACUACUGGCUCCAGUGAGUGUUCGGGCCAAGUCGGUGUUUCAAAAGCUCUGGCGUUUGGGGGUGGACUGGGACGAGACGCUACCGGAGGAGAUCAAUCUGGAAUACGAAACGUUCGUCGGAUUAUUGCGAAAUAAUUCACUCACGAGUAUUCCGAGGUGUAUUACGGGUCAGUUUUCGGCUGAUCGAUACGAACUACACGCUUUCUCGGAUGCGAGCAUGGAUGCAUACGGUUGCGUGAUCUAUAUGAGGACGAUCUUCCAGAGAACGGCGGAAACGCGUUUUCUCAUUGCUGAAGCUCGAGUAGCUCCAAACAAAUGCAAAUGGUCCAUCCAUCGCUAUGAGCUCAUGGGAGCACUUCUGACAGCGAAGAUCGCAGAUCAGGUCACAAGAUCCAUCAAACUCAGAAUCGAUAAAGGGUUCUUCUGGUGUGACAACAUGGCUUGCGUUUCGUGGAUUCACAGUGACCCAAACCGCUGGAGCGCAUUCGUGGCGAAUCGGGUCCGAGACAUCCACAAACUGUCAGACGCCUCCGACUGGCGAUAUGUAAAGUCAGAAGACAAUCCGGCGGAUAUCGUCUCGAGAGGUCUGGAUAUCUCGACUCUACCGACUAAGCAGCUCUGGUUUCGCGGUCCGGCUUGGCUGAGUAACAUCGAUUGGGAGGCACAUACGACCGACCCGCAAAUAGAGGAAACCAGCGAGGAGAAAAAUUCAGUCUAG
This is a messenger RNA of Galendromus occidentalis (western predatory mite), 1308 nucleotides long. RefSeq lists its product as uncharacterized. NCBI's taxonomy places the organism in Eukaryota, Metazoa, Arthropoda, Arachnida, Mesostigmata, Phytoseiidae. The record is from RefSeq and is a predicted model, not a curated record. The coding region runs from base 1 to 1308 and encodes 435 amino acids. The transcript has 2 exons.